Messenger RNA from Paracoccidioides lutzii Pb01, 198 nucleotides. RefSeq names its product 60S ribosomal protein L29. Gene Ontology annotation, biological process: cytoplasmic translation. Gene Ontology annotation, cellular component: cytosolic large ribosomal subunit; ribosome. The transcript is spliced from 4 exons. Gene Ontology annotation, molecular function: structural constituent of ribosome. The record is from RefSeq and is a predicted model, not a curated record. Bases 1 to 198 code for a protein of 65 amino acids.
AUGGCCAAGUCAAAGAACAGCUCGCAGCACAACCGGAACGCAAAAGCCCACCGAAACGGGAUCAAAAAGCCAAAGACUCACAGAUACCCCUCCCUCAAGGGCACAGAUCCUAAGUUCCGACGGAACCACAGACAUGCUCUGCACGGCACUAUGAAGGCGCUGAAAGAGGUUAAAGAGGGAAAAAGAGAAUCUGCAUAA